UCCACCCUGUGCAUGCUGACUGUUAAUAUUCUCCCGAAACGAUGUGUCAACCACCAGAAAGAGGAUAAACACGAAGCUAAACCACGAGACAGGCCAGGCGCACCACUUAGACAAAUUGAACAUUACUGUCAUGAUGGGGGAAACGUAAGCUAAGCUAGGAGGCUGACUUCUAGUGUUUUGCACUGCAGAAGACGAGGAUACAGGGGCUGAAUGGAUAACCAUGGCAACAGCAGCAGGAGAAGCGGUGAGCAGCAGCUUACAGCAGCGAUAUAACCACUGAACACAGACAAGGCAUCAUACCUCCGUAGAUCUGAAAGGCAAGGGUCGCUGUAGGUUGUGAAGCCAAAGCCUUGUGGAUAUUAGACAGUGGUGGACACUGGUUAUUGCGUGGGGAUUCGCAGCGCAUCAGUGAGCAAGGGGAUGACCUGGAACCUAUCAUGUCUGAAGUACAGGGGACGUUGGAGUUUUCUGUAGAGCUGAACAAGUUUCACAAUGUGGAUCUCUUCCAGAGAGGAUUCUACCAGGUCCGAGCAGGGCUGAAGGUCUCUCCUCGUGUACCACACAGGUUGAUAGCGACAACACCAGGGAAUACAGGAGACUGUAGUUUCAGCUCUGCGGGGGUCCAUGAUGGGGUCCAUGAGGACACUACGGUGUUCAGUCGGAUCUUCCAGAUUCUCUACCGGAACGAAGAGGUCAACGUCGAUGACCGCAUGCUCUUCAAGGUCCACCUAUUACUGGAUGGGGAGAGGGUGGAAGAGGCUCUGAGUGAAGUGGACUUUCAGUUGAAGCUGGACCUUCACUUCACAGACAACGAGCAACAGUUAAGGGACAUCGUGACAGUCCCAGUCAUCAGCAGUAGAACCCUGGGUCUCCACUUCCACCCCAGGAGAGGUCUCCACCACCAUGUACCUGUCAUGUUCGACUACUUCCACCUGUCCGUCGUCUCUGUCUCCAUACACGCAUCCUUGGUGGCCUUGCAUCAACCACUCAUCAGUUUUGCCCAUACAGGGAAGGGUUCCUGGCUGGGAAAGGGCUCCCCAGAGAACGGUACUGACCCGUCAGCCAUGGGGGUGUCCAUGGAGAACCUGAUGUUCGGGGCUGGAUACUGCAAACCUGUCAUCACAGAGGGGAGUUUCUACGUCCCCAGUGAGAACUGUUUACAGAGAGCUCACACAUGGCAUGGUAGACUCUGUCGCCUCCUACUGGUGGCACACAGAGGCCUACGUUCCUACUACACCACUGUGAUGAAGGAGAUACCACAGCUGGACCAGGUGGACAUAGACGAGCUUCCUGUGGAAGAAACACUAAAUCUGCUCAGAACAGAAUUACAGUUGCAGGAGGGACAUGAGAAAGUAGCAGAACAGAUCUGUAGAGACCUGACCCAACUCUGCUCCCAACUGUCGGCACUGUGGACACGCUUCCUGGAGGCUGCCGUUCCCAACACACAUAUCCUGUCCCACCUGGCCCAGGAACACCACACACUCAGGGUCAGGCGGUUUUCAGAGGCAUACUUCUUCACAGAACACCCCAAAGAGACAUCCCUGACAUUUCAGGAGGACCUGAUCAACAGACACGGUCAGAUAGCUGUGGAAGUGCGUAGCUCCAACUACCUGACCAGGAUGCCACCGUUACCUGUAGAAUGCCUGGACAUUGACGGAGACUGGAACAGCCUGCCUAUCAUCUUCGAAGAUAGAUAUGUAGAGUCUCCACGGACAGAUUGGGGAUCAUAUAUACCAACACCUACGUCCACCAGUGAGCAGGCCAUCCCCGACCCUCCUGUCACUGAUGUCAACAAUAGCCCUCCUCCCCUGGACCAGCUCACCAGCUCACCAGCAAUACCAACCCAGGAACCUAAAGACAGUGAGGACUGCAUGGACCUCUCUACACACGGGUCUCUCGUAGGAGAGCAGAGCACCAGCAUUAUUACUGACAAGAUAGGAGAGAUAUCAGACCCAGACAAGGCUGACCCAGACCAGGGAGAACCAGACCAGGGAGAGCCAGUCCAGCCAGGGGAUCCAGAGGAGCAGGCCAAGGCAGAGGAGAUAUCAGAGGAGAGCCCUGGUUUAGGCCUGAGAAUAAUCAGAGUCAGGCCCACUGAUGUGGAUCCAUUCAGAGGAGAAGCAGUGCUAAUGAUCUCCUCCACCCACAAACAGUGUACGGACCCACAACAUACCUCUAACUGUGAAGACACGACUUGGAAAGACUUGGAGAACCACCAGGACAUCAUCACACAGAGAUACCAGAACAUUAUCAGUACAGGAAUUGACUUGGAUGUAGAAGAGAAUGACAUUGCUAUGGACGACGACAGCAAGUAUGUUCCUCUGAGCCGUCUAACCACUUACCCCCAGGCUCCACUCAAAGAUCAUCCCCUCACGCACCCUCUACCUACGGACCUGAGGAGAGAGCUGGCCCACCGAGGGGUGGUGGGGGUGGGGGGCCCCAAGAUAAUGAACCGCUCCCCCUCCAUCAUCUCUGACUCAGGCAUCGAGAGUGAGCCCAGCUCGAUGGCCUGGCUCCUGGACGCUCACCGUACUGGAGGAGGGCGCCCUCUGGAGGAGAUAAUGGUACUGCAGCACCUGGAGAGGAGACACCCAGCCCACCGCAGCUCCCUGGAGGGCCUGCAGACAGAGAGUGGAGCCAGCGGGGGCAGCCUGCCCGGCGGAGGGGGUGGCAGUAUGGGUAUCCAGGCCUCCCUCACCUCCAUCUCGUCCCUGCCCUACGAGGAUGACGAGGAACAGAGGUACCAGCAACAGCUCAGUAAACUGACCAAGUCUGUCUCAGCUCCUCAGAUCUCCAGUCCUGAGGACACAGAAGAGGACCAGGGAGGAGCGGAGGUGGAGGUAGACACAGAGAGCGAGGAGACCAGCGGGUACCAGGACCAGGAGGUGGGAUGCUCCUCCAUCUCCACUGCUCCCACCCAUGUAAUGACUGGGGACUUGAUUAGACACCAGGAGUCCUUAUCCGGGGGAAACUACUCCUCUCUAGAGGACAUCCAAGAGGGAGAGCUGCCUGAGGUUGGUCUGUUUGACUGGGUAGCUGCUCCCUCACCACCCCAGCAUGUGACCAGAGCUCAUAUGGAGAGUUGUCAUGUUCUUAAAGAAACUCUUAGAUCUAAUGAAUCUGCUUUGCCAGUGGCCCUGUCAGACACUCAGGACAUGAAAGCAGUGUUCAGUGGCAUUAGUCGAGUACCGGAAGUCUUGCUGUUCCAACAGUAUGUUGAAGGCCAUGAUGAUGUGAAGGAUCCAGCUGUAGUCAGUCAGAUGGAGGAUAAGAACCAUCACAGAGGAGAUAGCUGUGGUGUCUCAAACUCAGUGGACCCAGGUCCCUGUGAAGUAGACUUCGCCCCCUGUAGCUGUGAGACAAAACCCUGUGAACAUGCCAGCGGUGUGCUGGUGAAUGAUGUGGAGGAUAAUCCAGUCAGGAAUGACUGUCAGAGUCUCCAUCAGAUUGGGUUGAAUGACCUUGUUGACCAGGACCUACUGGAUCAUCAUCAUACUCCCUGCCAGAGUCUCCAUCGGGUCGGGCUGCGUGACCUAGUGGUGGUCUCACAGAGGAAGAGCCUCCAUGACCCCAGGCCGAUCCCCUCUAUCCCCAACCACACAGAGAGACCCAUCCACCUCAUAGGCCUUACUGUCAAUGAUAGGGCCAGGUCUGAUGACCUCAUAGGGCUACCGGCCAGCGAGCGAGAGCAGCUGGAUCUCAACGGUCAGACCAAGCCGGCUAAGAUUCCCAGUAGCUCGGAGUCAGGGUCAGGCUCGGGGUCAACCUCAGGGUCAACCUCAGGGUCAGGCCUGUCCUUUAUGAACAGGAAGGUGGUGGAGGUGGUGAAUAUGUCUGUGUCCUGUGCUCCGACCUGUCUUCCCUUCUCCUCCGUCCUCCGGGACUCACCGUCCAUUAGCGGCAUCUCCACUCGACAAGCCGCAUCCCCCAUUACCCAUCAGCCCCUGGGGUCCUUCAGCAUCAUCUCCUCAUCCUCGUUCAACUCCUUGGGGCCAGACGACGACACAAACGAGAGGAUGCUGCAUUUCUACAGGUCCAAAGAGGAUCUGGUGAAAGACCUGGUGUUCCAGGCAACCCUGUACAGUAACCUCCCUCACCUGGCCUCCGACCUGCCCUAUUUCCCCCCUGAGGAGGAGGAUGAGGAGUUUGAGGAUGGUAUACACCUGGUUGUCUGUGUCCAUGGCCUUGAUGGGAACAGUGCAGACCUUCGCCUGGUGAAGACCUUCAUAGAGCUGGGUUUACCAGGGUCCAGACUGGACUUCCUCAUGUCUGAGAGGAACCAGACUGACACGUUUGCAGAUUUUGACACCAUGACGGACAGGCUAAUAGACGAGAUCAUCCAGCACAUUCAGCUGUACAACCUCACCGUCGGACGGAUAAGUUUCAUUGGUCACUCUUUGGGGAACGUGAUUAUCCGGUCAGUGCUGACAAGGCCUCGGUUCCGCUGCUACCUGGUCAAGCUGCACACCUUCCUGUCUCUGUCCGGACCACACCUGGGAACGCUGUACAACAACAGCACGCUGGUCAGCACAGGUCUGUGGCUGAUGCAGAAGCUGAAGAAAUCUGGAUCGUUGCUGCAGCUCACCUGCAGAGAUCACACCGAUCCUCGGAAAACCUUCCUCUAUCUUCUCAGCCAGAAACCAGGGCUCCAGUUCUUCAAGAAUGUGGUGUUGGUGGCAUCGCCUCAGGACCGAUAUGUUCCCUUCCACUCUGCAAGGAUAGAGAUGUGCAGGACUGCACUCAAAGACAGGACCACAGGUCCAGUGUACACAGAGAUGAUCAACAACCUACUCCAGCCGUUGGUGGGGGCUAAGGACUGUUGUCUGAUUCGCCAGAAUGUGUUCCACGCCCUGCCCAACACCGCCAACACUCUGAUUGGCAGAGCCGCUCACAUCGCUGUGCUCGACUCUGAACUCUUCUUGGAGAAGUUCUUCCUGGUCGCAGGGCUCAACUACUUCAAAUAGAACUUAAAACUACUUCAAAUAGUACUUCAAACUACUUUAAAGGGAUACGUCAGGAUUUUCGACAAUGAAGCCCUUUAGCUAUUUCCCCAGAGUUAGAUGAAUAUGUGGAUUCCAUUUUUAGGUCUCUGUGUGCAGUUUGAAGGAAGUUGCUAACUAGCAGGAGCGCAAUUGCAAACUAGCGUUAGGGCAAUGACUGGAAGUAUAUGGAAACUGCUAGCUGAUACAGCAGACUUCCAGUCAAUGGGCUGACUCUAGUUAGCAUUGGCUCACGAAACUACCUCUGACUUCCUUCAUACUGGAUGCAUUUACAUAAAAAUGGUAUCCACUAGUUCAUCUGACUCUGGGGAAGUAAAUGAAAUGCUUAAUUGACAAAAUCCUGAAGUAUCCCUUCAAAUAGAGGCUCAAAUAUUUAAAAAAGUAGAACCACUACUUCAAAUUGAGCUGUAGCUAUAGAGAAACUGGCUCAGAGAGGCUCUAGGUGUAUAUGAAGAUCUCUUUGUUGUGGUUAAGAGGAUAGGAGGAUUUGGUGAGAGAAAGGGGGUUGCACCAUGACUAUGUACAGUGUAUAUUUAAAGUAUGUAUAAUUAUGUUACCCCUGUUGUCAAAGAGGUGGUCAUAAGCUCUAUACGUCCCAUCCAUAUUAACAGCGGUAUACACGUAUGUCAAGUGAAACAACUGACGUGGCGCAUCGUGUGGCUCAUACUGGUGUUGUAUAGGCCUUAUGAACCCCUUCAUCCCAAAGUGUAGUCAGUGUAAUGUACAACUAAUGUUCAUCCCAAAGCGCUACCAAAUCAAGAACAUUUCAUUUUGGUAUGUAUCCUGACCUGAAGUGGCUAGUCUGAAUGAAUCACUGGACGAAGGAUCUACAAAUCACUGGAUGAAGGAUCUACAAAUCACUGGAAGAAGGAUCUACGAAUCACUGGACGAAGGAGUACAUGUAUGCAUUUGUUUAAAAAACAAAGGAGAUAGUUGUUUGGAAUUUAACUCCGUAAUUGUAAAUGUUAUAAUACACGUAUCAAACUCCACAUAGAACUGUGGUGAUGUUAUAUUGUACAAACGUUUCUUUUUACGAAAAUUAUUUAUAUAUCAUUUUAAAUCAUGUAUUUUAAAUUAUACCAUAUCCAUACGUUUGUCAGACUAUGACCAUUGUGUUGUGGAUUUUAUAUCAUACAAUUUCAACACAUAACAUGAAGGCCAAAUCAAGAGGUGAACCUUCUAUACAUACAAUGCCAGAAAAAGGUGGUCUAUAUAUUUCUUGUAUACGUUUAUGUACAGUAUAUUACAUAUCUAAAAAAGUGUAUGUUUGUUGAAAGCAUUUAUGUGUGUCCAUCAAACUGCUGAGUUGAGUUGAAGGCUUAUCAACCAUGUAAUGCCUUUGUGUUCUUUAAAAUAAGGUAUAUCCCAACUCCCUUCAUAAGCUAUUAUGCACCUUCUACCGACUGUAGUGAUCCUAUUGAGAUAUGAGUAUUACUACUAUUACUAAGAUAUGAGUAUUUCUAUACUGAUAUAUGAGUAUUACUAUAAUGAGAUAUGAGUAUUACUAUACUGAGAUAUGAGUAUUACUAUACUGAGAUAUGAGUAAUACUAUACUGAGAUAUGUAUAUUACUAUACUGAGAUAUGAGUAUUACUGCGACUGAGUCCAUUGUGUAAUUUAUCUUGGUUGAUUAAUAUUUGAAAUAGAUUUGAAAUAUAGAAUCAUGAUGUAUGAAUCACUAUGGCUCAUAUCCCUUGGAAGUUACCUAUAGAUCUCUCUCUGAUUUCUCAUACUGUACGUGCGCUGCUUUUAGAGUUAGAUUUUGUAUGCAUUGAACCUUUAAUGUUGCUACCUUGUCUGUGCCAGGAACAGUAUAAUAAGGAGGGUGUCACCCUGCAUCUCAGAACAGUGUCUCUACUAUGGGCACUUACUAGUAGGUACUAUGCUUCUGUCCAUCGAGAUGAAACGAAUGUUUACAUUUUCAGAUUUACAGAGAUGUUGUCAUGGUAUCACAUGGAGGUGACUGAAGGUGCGUCUAUGGAGGUCAUGUACCGACACAGACCUGUAGUUAUUCUUUGCACUGGUUUGACUGACAAGUACACUUUAUGCUGGACGUUUACAGCAAGUACAGAUACAGAUACACUUGCUUGAUGAAGUCCUUGCACUCCAACAUUGUCCUUCGUGUAUGGCUGUUUCAAUUGAUAUUGUACAUACUCCGUUCUCCGCUCGCGGGUCAGCUUUCAAAGAUGUGUCCAUGCAGCUAGCGGCAAGCGACAAAGCUUGACCUUACUCGUCUCCUAUUGUAAUGUCCCAUCUCCUGGUGCUCUGCUGUCACUGUCAUUAAGCCCUUUCCUAGUGUCCUUGCAGUGCAAAAGGUGACAUCUCCAAGUCGUCUCCUGCGGCUGCUCUGUUUGCUGCAGUGCUGACUGGUAAGCAGAGUGUCACUGGGAUUGACUUUAAUUAAAUGGCUUCCGUUAAGACGUACGCACACACACCACAGACACACACGCGCAUGCACGCACACACACACACACACACACACACACACACACACACCACACACACACGCGUGCACGCACGCACGCACGCACGCACGCACGCACACACACACACACACACACACACACACACACACACACACACACACACACACACACACACACACACACACACACACACACACACACACACACACAGCAAUAGAAAGGGGGCUGGGUUGUUCCCGUCAGGACAAUGAGGGAAUGGCUGGUUGUGAAAUCUCUACAGAAGCUGUGUCAGCAGUCUGGUAUAGCUAGCAAGCUUCACGCAUAAUUUCCUUCUGACAUCCCUCUUGCCUGUUUGCUUUUACCCCCAAAGGGCCGUGACCUGUUUGUCCAAAGGGCCGUGAUCUGUUUGUCCAAAGGGCCACGAUCUGUUUGUCCAAAGGGCCAUGAUCUGUUUGUCCAAAGGGCCACGAUCUGUUUGUCCAAAGGGCCAUGAUCUGAUUGUCCAAAGGGCCACGAUCUGUUUGUCCAAAGGGCCACGAUCUGUUUGUCCAAAGGGCCACGAUCUGUUUGUCCAAAGGACCAUGAUCUGAUUGUCCAAAGGGCCACGAUCUGUUUGUCCAAAGGGCCAUGAUCUGUUUAUCUAAAGGGCCAUGAUCUGUUUGUCCAAAGGGCCAGGAUCUGUUUGUCCAAAGGGCCAUGAUCUGUUUGUCCAAAGGGCCAUGAUCUGUUUGUUCAAAGGGCCAUGAUCUGUUUGUCCAAAGGGUCAUGAUCUGUUUGUCCAAAGGGCCAUGAUCUGUUUGUCCAAAAGGCCAUGAUCUGAUUGUCCAAAGGGCCACGAUCUGUUUGUCCAAAGGGCCACAUAUUUCGUGAAGUAAAGAUUUAAGUUUUCAUGCUCUCCAAGGGCAGGUGUGGAUUGGGAUUUUAAUAUUCAUGCUUUACAAGGUUGUGUGGUUUAAUUCAUUGACAUGUCAUAAUAGUUUUUUGCGAGCUUCUGUGUUUUCCCUGAAGGUACAUAAUACAGUAGCUGUAGGCCUACAUGGACUUUAUGCCUUAUGUUUCUUUGGUUUAGCAAAACAUUCUGAUGGGAAAAAACUUGCCUGCUUCACACAGUCAGAGAGGGCUGCAGUUCUGGUGCUGUUAUGAAGAGAAACACUUCCCAUUUCAAAUGAUUUAAAACAUUAAUAUUUUUCUUUCUUCUUGUUCACUCCCACAGAAGACAUGACUUACCUCUGUCAGCAAAGCAACCCCUGAUAUGUUGACUGAACUUUUUCUAUUUUAUUUGAUUAUUAUUUUGUCAUUGGGAGAGUGAAUCGUCCUUUGUUACACUGUGUGUGUGUGUCACAGGAGGUUGGUGGCACUUUAAUUGGGGAGGACGGGCUCAUAGUAACGGCUGGAAUGGCAUACAUGGUAUGGUAUCGAGCACCAUUCCGUUCACUCCAUUCCAGCAAAAAUUAUUUGUCGUCCUCCUCUCAGCAGCCUCCUGUAGUGUGUGUGUGUGUGUGUGUGUGUGUGUGUGUGUGUGUGUGUGUGUGUGUGUGUGUGUGUGUGUGUGUGUGUGUGUGUGUACGCGCGUGUGUCCUCUAUGUGUGCUUUUGCAUAAAAUGCUCCAAGGCAGCUUUGUGACAUGUUUGUGUAGUGGUUUUAUUUAUUAUCAUCGUCUGUCUGCUGAGGAUUAUGACCCAUUUCCAGCUGUUUGGUGUGAAUGUUCCAUAAAAACGUUUGUCUUGUGAGUGACAUUGUAUUUAUUUAUUUAAUCAAGUAUUUUCUUUUUGCUAACAGUAUAAUAGAACUUAAUCUGUGCCAAUAAUACGAAUCUAAUGUUUUUCUAAGUUUGCUUACUGUAUGUGUUCCUUAGUAGCUUGUGCCCAUGUAAAAAUAUACAUACAUAUAUUUCAGAACAUUAUGAUAAACAAUAUCAACAUUAUAUUAUAAUUAAAACAAGUAUGUUUCUUUA
Molecule: messenger RNA, 9379 nt
Organism: Oncorhynchus masou masou (cherry salmon)
Lineage: Eukaryota; Metazoa; Chordata; Actinopteri; Salmoniformes; Salmonidae
Product: protein FAM135B-like
Exons: 20
Coding region: 438-4964 (1508 amino acids)
Source: RefSeq, a predicted model, not a curated record